Emericellopsis atlantica is the source of this 738-nucleotide messenger RNA. RefSeq lists its product as uncharacterized. The transcript has 2 exons. NCBI's taxonomy places the organism in Eukaryota, Fungi, Ascomycota, Sordariomycetes, Hypocreales, Bionectriaceae. Bases 1 to 738 code for a protein of 245 amino acids. The record is from RefSeq and is a predicted model, not a curated record. Gene Ontology annotation, biological process: protein ubiquitination. Gene Ontology annotation, molecular function: zinc ion binding.
AUGCCCUCCCUGCGAAUUGGCCCGAGAGGAGAAGCCUCCGUUCCCUCGAGCAUCCGUGGUCGCAACUUGGGCGUCAUCAUAGGCUGCGUGAUUGGCAUUGCAAUUCUCAUCUUCAUUGCGAGACGCCUGUUUGGCCACGCCAAACGCAGCAGACGAGGGGAGAGCAUGCUAGGCUCGCGACACAAUGAGCGCCCCCGGUACCCCGACUCGGCACAGUUCAUGCGGUUCUGCGCCCGACGGGCCCAGCACAUGCAGCGGGCGCAGAAAAAGGAGCACCUGCUCAGCACCGAGGAGUUGAACGCCGUGGCUCCCCUGACUACGUUGGGACAAGCAUCCGCUCCCGCCGCAGAGACCAUUCGAACCUCAGACCUGGGCCAGAUCCGUCGUCCACCGGCCGCCGCCCUCCCUCUUGGCUCGAGACUGGACGUCAAACCAUCGAUACGGCCCAAGGUCUCGCCCGUCUUUUCACUGGAGCCGAUAGACGAGAAGAAGGAAAUGGCAGGACGUGUCACAGUCGAGGAGAUCCACGACCCCUCAGAGCAGCCGCGGCCCUCGAGUUCGGACGCCUUUCUGUGUUCCGUGUGCCUUGGAGAAGCGCAGAGUGAGGACGCCAUCCGCAUCACGCCAUGCUUCCACGGCUUUCACGAUGACUGUCUCGCAGAGUGGCUCACGUCGUACCAGAAUCGCUGUCCGUUGUGCCAAAGGUGUCUGAAGCCAGGGGGGACGGAGUCAAUUUGA